CAGAAGUCGUCCCGAACGAACGAGACACUCGCACCACUCAUCCACUUCUCUCUCUAGCCGCUCUCCAUUCCCCAUGCCACCGUCUCCCGUCCGCUCCACGCCCCCACCUCCCCACCGCCGUCCCCAGCUCACCGGCGCUGCCCUAUCCUAUCCUCGCCGCCACGCGCAUUUGCUGCCGCGCGACGACAUCGGCGCCCUCGUAGCUGGGACUCCGCCUAGUCAACUUUGAUUGGGAGGUGGUGACGCAUCCGUACCGGCGGGGAGGUGGUGGAUGGGGCGCGGCCAUUUGCGAGCACCAGGAGCGGUGGUGGUGGCCAGGGCUGCGCCGUGUCCGGGGCAAAGUGCACCGCACUGAGGAGGCGUCGGCAUCGACGGCAGGGCGCGGAGGCGCACCUCGAUUCAGGAGACGCGCGCGCGGGAGGCGACGUUGUCGCUUGUCCAUCAAGAGCAGAUGCGGGCGGAGGCGGCGAGCGCGCUGUCGGCCACGUCGGGGACGGGAUGCCCCUCCCACUCCCACUCGCUGCGCGUCGAGCUUGACAUGGCCGCGAGCUUGCUUUCUAGGCGGGGGCUGCGGGGUGGUGCACGCCAUGGAGACCGCUGGGCUCGCCACUGAUUUUGAGCAGCGUCAUGGGAGCCAGCAAGAGACGAUUCAUCAAUUGUGUUGCUGACGAAGGAGUUGGACUAGAAGACUUUGAAGACCCAGAAGACUUUGCUGAGCCAGGCAAGCAGCCCUUUGACCAUACCGUGAAACCUUUUUAUGCAUGUCAUAUAGCACUUGUUGUUGUUGCACCGGAAUCAUGAUGGGAGGGUACCACUUUGGCAUGGAAGAGCAGGAAUUUGAGGAAGAGUUGUUCUGAGCCGAACAUGCGAACGGGACGAUGUCCCAGUCAGAAUGCCUGUAGGGUUAAAGCAGAUUGCAUGGGUUCUACUUAUCUAUGAAGACUUCCGCUAUUUGUGUUUAUUCGAUGUUUAGCCGUGAGGCUUAUCUAUGUAAGACUUGACCAUAAUGGUCAUAAUUUGUGUAAGACGGUACGUUUGGAUGUAAGACUCUUGUUAUUCAGCAUCUGUGUCUUCAGUGAGCAUUGAUCUUUGGGAUCACUGUACACGUGCAUUUGGUGAUCUCGGCUCAUAAGUCGGGGUCCCCACAGAACUGGUAUCAGAGCCAUCCUGGCUGUAGGAAGCCUUAGUUAGCAUGGGCAUUAGUUAGGAUAAAACCCGUUUUGCAAAACCCUCUAUACUCCUCUUCUUUUCUAAGCUUACCAAACCCAAGAUAUACUUCCAUAUUGACCUCUCCCAUUCAACCUUGUAGAUGGCUGUCGUACCCGAAGACUUCCUGACCACCGGAUUUCCCGUGCUUCUCGAAGAUAGUCUCAAGAAGUGCUAGUUUCACCGAGCCCCCAUUUUUACAUACCAUGAGAAUUGGAUCAAUGACACUGAGAUGGAGUAUCAUGUGGAAGUGAUCAUGAAGGCUAAUGACUCUCCAACAAGCUAGUUCUUCGAGGGACCCCAGAUGGCAACACUGGUUCUUGUCGUCGAGACGGCGACCCUCAAGGCACUCAACCGCCUCCGAGACCUUCUUUCCGAGAUGGAAGACGAGUUGGCAACCCGCUUCUUGCCUUAUUAGAAAGAGGGUGAGGAUGAGAGCAGCGCACCAGCUCGACCAUUGGAGGAAGGACUUCCACUCCGAUUCCAGACCUACUUCAGCCUUUGUGCCGAUAGCUUGGCACAACACUUGGCCUCGGAAUCAAUGGAGCUCUGAAAGGAACUUCAUGAGACCAAGGCACUUCUUCGCCAAGCACAAGGGAAGACGGAUAGGAUCAAGAAAGAAGGUGCUCCCCCUGGAUAGCCCACCAUCGCAUAUCGAGGCAGAAGACCCCCAAAGGAUGGAGGAUCCCCACAGCAACACCGCAUGAGUGCAAGGGAGUACUGCAAGCUCUUUGCACCACCGGCAAAGCAACGCCGUGUUGAGCUCCUCCACUCCCCCACCCCUUCAAGUGAAGAGGAAAGUCAGGAUGCUGAUGAUGAGGAGGAAGACCCAGAAGAGGCAGACUACGCGACCGAGCAUUCCACCACUUAGGCAUCAUCCGAACCCGGAUAUGCCAGUUCGUAACCCCUACGGUAGGAUAGGUCGUGUACCCCCUAGGCGAAGUCGAGUCCUUGUAAUGGUUCAUAUGAAACCAUGCAGUGUUGUGUUUGCUUUUGAUGUGUUUGAUGGACGUCGUGCUUUCCUUCGGGAACUUGUAAGCGACUACAUCAUCCAUUUGGAUUUUAAUGAAUGUGUUGGCCUUUUUGGCCCUUGCAUGAAAACAAUUAGUAUUAUAACGACCCCCUUACUAGGCAUCCCGUCUAUAUUGCUUUCCCUCAUCUUUCCCAAUCAUGAGACCUUGACCGCUCCAACAGGAUGCCUGUUGUAACACGAACUGGUACCUCCACCCAGCAGCAAGAAGCCGGAGGUUCUGCCGGAGCAGGAGCCAGUCAGAACCAAACCCAAGGACAAGCUCCACCACCGCCACCACCUCCAAACAUGGACAUGGCUCAGCUUCUCCAAGCCUUCCGAGAGGAACGCCAAGCCAACAUUGCAUCCCUCCAGGUGAUUGCUCAGGCUGUCAACCGCCAGCCGGCGGGGAACGGCAAUGGACGUUCCACGUUGGCAGAGUUCAAGAAGCAUGCACCACCCACCUUCAUCGAGACUGCUGAACCCCUCGAUGCUGACGACUGGGUCUGCACCAUUGAGGAUCUGUUGGAACUAGUCGGCUACACUGAGGACCGUGAGCAGGUGGCAUAUGCUGCUCACUGUCUCGGGGGAACUGCCAGAGCUUGGUGGGAUGGAUUCAAGGUCAUGGAUGUUGGGAAAAACAUCACUUGGAAUGACUUCAAGGCAGAAUUCCGGAAGGCCCACAUUCCUUCCGGAAUCAUGGCCAUCAAGAAGCAUGAAUUCCAAGCCCUGAAGCAAGGAAGUGGCACAAUCAAGGAGUACAUGCAGAAGUUCAGUAUUCUAUCUAGGUAUGCUCUUGAAGAUGUCAGCCCUGAUGCUGCCAAAAGAGAGCGCUUCAUGGAAGACCUUAACCAGACUCUGCAGUACUCGCUUGUUGUGUGUGACUGCCCAACCUUUCCUGAUUUGGUGAAGAAGGCACUCAUGCUUGAGGACAAGCGACGCGCUCUGGAUGAUACUCGUAAGCGCAAGAUGACCAGCAAGGGUAGCUCCAGCAACCAGAAGCCUCGCCCGUGGGAGCCAGCCCCGGUCAAGCCAACCUAUCAGCAGCCAAGAGCCCCUACACCCCGCACAGACUAUCAGCCUCAGCAGUACGCCAACCCAGGCCAGCUUACAACAACCCCAAUAACAAUGCCAACAAGAGCAACAACUCCAAUCAAGUCACUUGUUUUGGAUGUGGUCAGCCAGGACACUACUCCAAGUAUUGCCCCAAUAAGAAGCCCGAUGCCCCGCGCCCCAAUGCGCAUAACCCAGGACAAGGCCGUGGAAUGCCACCAAGGAACCAAGCUCCUCGCAACCCGCCCAACAAUGGCAAGGGUCGUGUGAACCAUGUCACUGCAGAAGA
Molecule: messenger RNA, 3557 nt
Organism: Triticum aestivum (bread wheat)
Lineage: Eukaryota; Viridiplantae; Streptophyta; Magnoliopsida; Poales; Poaceae
Exons: 3
Coding region: 2402-3538 (378 amino acids)
Source: RefSeq, a predicted model, not a curated record